Molecule: messenger RNA, 2035 nt
Organism: Xenopus laevis (African clawed frog)
Lineage: Eukaryota; Metazoa; Chordata; Amphibia; Anura; Pipidae
Gene: twsg1.S
Product: twisted gastrulation BMP signaling modulator 1 S homeolog
Exons: 6
Coding region: 370-1020 (216 amino acids)
Biological process (GO): regulation of BMP signaling pathway
Cellular component (GO): extracellular region
Source: RefSeq, a predicted model, not a curated record
UGCUCCUCCUUCUCCUUCUCUUCCACACGCCAUCAAGCUCUGGGAGUGAUCACUGGGCUGUAUAGCUGGGCUCCUGCUCUCAGGGAAGGACGUGUGGGACUCACAGAAUAACAACAGCAGCAGCAGCAGCAGCAGCAGCAGCAGCAGCAGCAGCAGCAGCAGCUCUUUCCAUUCACAGGUUGUUCUGCCAAUGAAGGACAAAAUAAUGUAGCCAUAUGCUACAGAAUAUGGAGAAGACACAUACUUGACCAGGGAGCCCCUAUAAUGUAAACUGGGUACAGAGCUAAUGUGAAGGACAGGACCAGAGUUCCAGGAGAAGGAAGACCCAAGCAAGUGUUGCUGGGACAAAUCACUGUUUAGUGGCCAAGUAUGAAGCCCUCUUUCCUACAUAUUCCAGCAGCUGCACUGCUCCUUUGCUCUUUAUGGAUUUUGCCCAUUUAUUGCUGCAAUAAGGCUCUCUGUGCUAGUGAUGUCAGCAAAUGCCUAAUACAGGAGCUGUGCCAGUGUCGGCCCACAGAUGGAAACUGCUCCUGCUGUAAGGAGUGUAUGCUGUGUCUGGGCACACUCUGGGACGAGUGCUGCGACUGCGUUGGUAUGUGCAAACCAAGAAAUUACAGUGAUACACCCCCAACCUCCAAAAGUACAGUAGAGGAACUUCAUGAACCCAUUCCAUCCCUGUUCCGGGCUCUAACUGAGGGAGACACCCAACUUAAUUGGAAUAUUGUAACCUUUCCUGUAGUGGAGGAACUUUCCCAUCAUGAGAACCUGGUCUCCUUCCUGGAAAAUGUGAACCAACCACAAAAUGUAUCAGUCCAAGUGUCUCACAGCAAUGAAAAAGAGCACAUGUGUACAGUGGUCUAUUUUGAUGACUGUAUGUCAAUCCAUCAGUGCAAGGUUUCCUGUGAGUCCAUGGGAGCGUCAAAGUACCGUUGGUUCCACAACGCUUGCUGUGAAUGUGUGGGGCCGGAGUGUAUUGACUACGGAAGCAAAACGGUCAAGUGCGUGAACUGUAUGGUUUAAGUCAUAUCUCCAUGGAGAAGAAAUGAAUCCACUCUGUACUGCAUAUUACUCCCUCUACUGCCACUGAGGCAAGCUAUUUUUGGGCAAAUUAUAUCCGACACUCCAUUUGGAGUGAAAAGGGAUGAAGGAAGAAAAAGAAGGUUCAUUCUGGAACAAAACUCAAUUACAUAUAUUUACCAAAUAUGCAGAUUUGGUGAAAUAUGUAAAAAAAGAUAAAAUUUUUGUUGAAUAUGUAUAUUUUUUUAUGUUUUUAUAGUUUUCAAUAUUUUAGAUUUAUAUUAUAUUUUGUAACUAAAUGAUGUAAAUUUGCAGGUAUCAUGUUUUUUUUUAAAGACUUUCUCGUCUUUCCAACCCACUGCUAUAGGAAGAGUAAAGUCCAUUCUAUAAAUGUAUAUGAUUGUACUGAGUAGACUGCCCCAAUACAAAGUAGGAUGGAAUUUGGAUUUGGAUUGGUUCUUCACAUUACUGCAAUCUUCCUUUACUUCCCAUUGGCCAUUGCUGGAAUGCAGAGUGCAGUGGAGAAACACCUGCUAUUUAAUGGCAAAUAAUAAAGAACAAUUGAAGCCUGAUUAACAGAGGGGGUGACAUGGUCAGCAUUCUCUACGUGUGUGUCAUUCUAAGCAAACAGUAAAAAUCUGCUAAUUCAUUUUACUAUUUCCUUGUACUUUGGGUGUCUGUAUGCCUCAAACUUGGAUGGUGUUUGUACUUGUGCUCAUCUGAAUGACAUAAAACAUAAAUAUUGGUUCCCAACAUUCUCAGCAAGGUGUUGUGGAAUUUAAAUUUGGCUGGAAAAGUCAGUAUAACUGACUAUAAUAUAUUUAUAUAUUGGAAGGUACUCCAAUAUUUCCUGAUGAAAAUAUUGGUUGUUUAAUCAUAUACCUGAUGAGAAAGAACUAACAGUAACAGUAAAACAAAUAAUCUGAGUCUGACUGUAUUUUAUAACAUAUACUACUGCUUUGUCACAUAUAUAUAUGUGGUAUUUUUUUUUUAAGGAAAUUAGAAUGUCUAAACAAUA